AUGACUGUCGACGUCGCCACAGCACAGGACGAAUCGCCGCAGUAUUGCCCCUACUUUGGCAAUCGCGGAACAGAGCCGCUGAUGCGGCCUGGCAUUGGCGAUCGCAAUCUCAACUGCUCCUGGUACCACGACAACGCCUGCUGCCGGGCGAAUGAGGUGUAUGACAUCUUCCAGACACAGCGUGCUCUGCCUGGUGCAGACUUUGGGUGCCAGAUUGCAAUGUCGCGCCUCAUGUGCUGGGUGUGCGAUCCAGACCAGGCGUUGUUCUACUACAACGAACAGCUGCACAUUUGCCAGUCCAUGUGCGACUACGUGUUCGCCGCCUGCCAAGACGCCCUCUUCCAGGGCCGCACACUCCGGGAGCAGUUUGGAACGUCGCGUGCACUGUGCGAGGCGCGACGAUUCAAGGUGGUGCAAGACGGCGGCGACGAGGCGUGCUUUGACGGCGCCCUGUCGCUGACGAGUGCUGGCGGACGGUUCAUUGCCCGGCGAGAGAAACCGGUCAAGGUGAAGAAUUCGGCGCAGACGUCAGCGCCACUCAUUGCCGCUGUCGCAGCUGCUGUUGGUCUGGCCGUGCUGGCAACGGCCUGA
Messenger RNA from Salpingoeca rosetta, 591 nucleotides. RefSeq lists its product as uncharacterized. Lineage: Eukaryota; Choanoflagellata; Craspedida; Salpingoecidae. The transcript is spliced from 6 exons. Gene Ontology annotation, cellular component: external side of plasma membrane. Gene Ontology annotation, molecular function: signaling receptor activity. The record is from RefSeq and is a predicted model, not a curated record. Bases 1 to 591 code for a protein of 196 amino acids.